Messenger RNA from Prorocentrum cordatum, 573 nucleotides. The record is from the annotation of a GenBank genome assembly. NCBI's taxonomy places the organism in Eukaryota, Dinophyceae, Prorocentrales, Prorocentraceae.
GCCGACCGCCCCGCUGGCACGCCGCCGAUGUGCCGCGCGGGGCUGGCGGGCCAGCCUGCAGGCCCGGCGGCUGCGGCGGCCGACGCCGCCACGCCCAGAGGGCAGCGGGCGGUCGCGGCGGCCACCGUGGCCGCAACCCAGGAGGUUUGCUGGGGGCCGCGUGCAUGCGUGCGGUCGGACGUUGUGCAGAGCCAGUGCGCAGCGGGGCUGCUCCAGGGCGCGAGCGAUCUCGGCUGUGAUCCGAGCGGAGCCAGCAAGGCUGGCUCCAUCGGGAGCUGCUUGCAGUCGUUGCGUGGCGAGGAUACCGAGCACGUCGUCGUCGUGCGGCGGGUUAACGCCCUGGGUUUCGAGACCCCGAGGGCUCUGGCGCUGCAUUUCUCCGCCUUCGGGCGGGUCAGCCGGGUGCUGGCCACGCAGUCGAAGGUGGCGACGCCCAGCGGCCGCUUCCGCACCCGGCCCGGGGGCGUCGCCUUCGUCGUCAUGGCGGACGCCGACGGCGCCCAGCGCGUCCUGCGGGCGGGCCCGCGGCAGGCCGUCGCCUCCGCGAGCAUCUCCGUGGAGCGCUUCGCGGAG